This is a messenger RNA of Cladocopium goreaui, 8065 nucleotides long. NCBI's taxonomy places the organism in Eukaryota, Dinophyceae, Suessiales, Symbiodiniaceae. The record is from the annotation of a GenBank genome assembly.
AUGAACAGAGAUGACGAUGGACAAUGGUUUGUGCAAUGCCGGGUGUAUUGCAUCUUACUCACUGUUGUCUCUGCAGUGUCACAGUGGUGCCAGCAGUUUCAAUUCACAGGUCGUAGAAACAGUCCAGAGACACCGGAACAGAAACUGCUGCAAGGUUUGCAGAUUUUGUUGAAAGAUACUUUGCAGGCCUCUAGCUCCGGAGCCUCAAACAAAAAAGGCAAGGGUAAGGGCUCCGGCAAAAGUAGUGGUAAAAGCCUACCUUCCAAACAGAGAGAUGCGAACCAUGAUGGCAGCUAUGGGCUGAUUCAAGCCUUGCAAAAGCUAACUGCCCGAGCCGCAAAGAAACCACAAGGGUUGCUCCAAAGGUUGAAAACAUUGGUUCAAGUUACUGAACGUGGUAUGUUGCGACCAAACAAGAGAAAGAAAGAUCUGCCGCCGCAUGAGGCGGUCCCGCCAGUGAAACCAAGCACACGAUUCAAAAGUUCAGAAAAUUUGGUAGAUGGUGCUCCUAAGCCAAAAACACGAUGGCAACGCGACAGAUCCUGGAAAGCCCGUGCCCAGGACUGGGGCGUCAAAACUGUUUUGCGUGGCCCCACAGCUCUGUGCAACGCUCUUGACAGUGGGGACACCGGUGCUCUCCUGUGUCAAGUACAAAAUCUGGAUGAUUGGAAUGAAGCCCUCCAAAUUUCUCAUGCUGCUGGUCGCACCAAUGUCACGGUUGUUCUUGAAGCUGCACCUAACAUGUCUCCAGAACUUGGCAAAUUGAGAUAUCAUGGUUGGACAGCCUUGAACACACGUGCAGCUGGUUAUGCCGAUGAUAAAUUGGUGCAGCGCUUGGUUUGGAUUGCGCGGUGCUCGCCAAAUGCACCCACAUUGGUUCCAGGAUCCGUGCUGACAGGCGCCAGGCGGCCUGUUGUCCAGAAACACGGCCAUGAAGCUGAAAACCUGGUUCGAGGAUUUGCUCGCGUCAAAGGCAAAGACAGGGCCCUGCAGUUGAUUAAAGCGAGCGGCUCAGAACACAAAGGAAAUGUCCAGCCGUUGAAAGCAGAAAAUGAUGAUGAUCGCGGUAACGAAGCUAUGGAUGUCAGUCUGAUUAGCGUCCCAGAUGCAAGUGAUGUUGAGGAUGAGCCCAUGCAUGUCCAGGGCACCAAACGCAAAGACCAGGCCAUGUUGACCAGCCCGCAAAAAACUGGUCAUGACAAAAAGAGGAUGAAAGUGCCCGAGAGGCUUCAAAAAGUUCCGAACCCUGGGGAAGGGAAUUGCUUGUUUUACUGUCUAGCUCAGGCGGAGUCUACCCCAGGUAAGUCCCGCAGCCACAGGCAGGUGCGUGCAUUUGUUGUUGCCUACAUGACCAAACACUUCAAGAAAUACGAGGAUUUCUGGGACGGUUUAAGCCCGAGCAACAUUCCCAUGGAGGGUGGGUUUGACGAUUAUUUACAAGCCCUUGAAAAAGAUAAAGCUUGGGCGGGAUAUUGUGAAAUCGAAGCAUAUGGCGAAGCCAUGCGCCGACCUGUACUUGUUGUGCAUGCCAAGGACAAUGUUGUCCAUGCUUUUAAUAGUCAUGGCGAUAAGGAUGUUGUCUGUCUCUGGUACAAGGAUGAACAUUAUGAGCUUAUUGUUCCUUCAGACGCAGAUAUUCAGGCCCUGUGGCAGAAUGCUGAAGACGGUGGCACCAAGGGUUACCGCGGGGCCGCAAAGAAGGCACGCUUGGCUGCCGACAAUGCCUCUAUUUGCCUUUCACAAUUUGCAACUCCCAAAUCCAGCAGGCCAAGCCCAAGGUUGACCGAUUUUGCCCAGAGCACCCCUGCCAAACGGAGUGCAUGUCUGACUGAUUUUGCAUCAACGGCCAAACCGAGCCGUCAAAAGACCGAGCAAUCAGAAGCCGAGCCAUGUGGUUCCAACCCAUCUGCCGCAUCAGCUUCUGCGUCUGUUGCCACUGGGCGCGACCGGGAAAUCACGUGGACAUGUCACAUUUGCAAUGUCUCUUUCACUGACAAAGCAUGCAUCGUUUCAAAAAGACGUACGGAUCACAUUAGGCGUACGCAUCGUGGUACCCCAACCACCAAUUUUAAAAAGGCUGUUGAUCAGUACAGGGCUCCGGUUACUGCCGUAUCGUAUGGGCCCACUCAUGCUGCUGUUUCUUGGACUUGUGGUUUUUGCAUGGGCACCCUCCCCAUUUUGCCUAAGACACAUCAGAAAGCAUCAAUCGUUGCUCAUUUGCGCUCCUGCGCCAAGGCCCCAAAAGGGGCCACCAGAGGCGACUCCAUUCUUCGCCUUUGCAAGAGAGCAAGCGUGUCACCUGAUGUACCUCACAGAAGCAUUUUGCCUUGGAAGCUGAAGCAUCGCCAGAUGUAUGUGCAACUCAACAAGUUUGCCAAGGAGCAAGGACACUCCCUAUCCCAAGUGCAGAGACGUACUACUGGAACGAAAAAAUUGGCUGGUGGGUCGAAAAAAGUUAUUUUCUUCAUGGCUCAGCAUGCUUGUUCCAUUUGUGCUGGUUACUGGAAAACUGAGAAGUCCGUGAGAGCUGCAGGUCCUUGUGGCGGGCGGACUGCUCGUGCCGAGUGGUUAGCCAUGCCUGGUCGCCAAAAAUGCUGGCGUCAGGCUCCCAAAGAGCGCCAAGAGGCGCUGCACAAGGCUUGGCGUUUGAGUGCUACUGAGCGUAGGAAGCUUGAUGAUGCUUGGGCUAGCGCCAAGAAAAAGUCGCGCAAGAAGUGGCCGCCUAAGUCAUGGAAACGCGAUUUGACUGCUGAGAAUAUACACCCCCAUCCAGGCCCAGGCCAUCCUGACCACUGGAUUCUCUCGUGGAAUUGCCGUGGAUCGUGCAAUGCUUGGAGGGGCCUAAACUUGCUUCAGGAUGAGGGUAAUUUGCCUUCUGUUUUAUGUCUUCAAGAGCCUGACUUCGAGCCUCGUCAAGGCUCCCAGUAUGUUGAAAGGCUUCAGAAACUUGGGUACAAGUGUUGGACCAUUCCGGCCAAACCUAUUCGCACACUUAAACGUGAAUUUUACCGAGGUGGUCUUUUGGUUGCAUUGCGAGAGCAUCUCAGAGGAGGCAUCUGGGACACACUGGCUUGCGAUGAAGGGUAUGUCAUGACUUUGGAUCUUCAAUCGUGCCUACUUUCCUCAGUUUGGCGCCGGCCAAGCCAACUUGAUGGUUUGCAAUUUUUGGAAUAUGUUGCUACGGUCACUGAAGAAGCACAACGCAGGCAGAUACCUGCACUUUGGGUAGGUGAUUGGAACGAAACUACUGAUGACAACGCCGCAUCCAUUUUCUUGAAUGGCAGUGUUCUGGCUGUCACGGAUCCUGAUCAAUGGGUGCCUAGCCGGUUCGAAGGUAAAAGAUGUCUUGAUUACGGAAUUCUCAGCGGCGGGUACGGUUUUGCUGAUUGCCCGCGUUACAGUGAAUGUAAGAUUUCUGAUCACAAGAUGUUUUGGCUUAGAUUGCGCUUGCCCAUUUUCCAGACUGAUACGUGGAGGUUCGCUUGGCGGCCUAACUAUGAAUGUCCUCCGGAAGUGCCUGUUGAGCAAUGGCGGGCCGUGCUUGCAGAACAAUGGGCCGCUUACGUGCCAUGUUUUUCUCAGGAUCCCGACCAAGAUUGGGAAUAUUUUCACCAGUUUGCUGAAAAGAGCAUGCGUGAAGCAUUGCACUUGUGUGGCCAGCCCGUGCCUAGGCCAGGCCAUGCGCGCGGGAAUUUGCCUCGUGUGAUCAAGGCUGAACGCCCCCAGGUGAAUACGUUCCCUGCCAGAAAACUUGUUAAUGUGCUUGGUCGUCUCUAUGAAGUGAAGCGACAGUUAGCCAAGUCCCAGGGAGACAAAAAGCUUUUGCAAAAAUUAUGGUCGACUUGGCCGUCUGAAUACAAUGAGCUUUGGGGGUCUUGGAACCACGCUAUUGAAGUGUUUGAACAACGCAUUGCGCUUGAAAACAGGAAGUCCAAGAACCAAAGGCUGACCGAGUGGCGUACCAGAAUGCGCCAGGGGGGCAAAGAGGUGACCCGGUGGAUGAAGCCUCACAAACCUCCAACACCACGCUCUGUUUCCGAAGAUUCUUGCGCCACGAUCACGCAAACCCUUGAUUGUAUUCGUUCUUUUUGGCAGCGUAUUUGGAAACGUGAUGACCUCGUUCCACACUUACCCCCGGAAUUUAGAACAAUGGAAGCCCUGGCUGGACCCCAAACUGAUUGGAUGCCAGAUGCUGCCCUCAUCCAUCAGGCCGCUCUCAGAGCCUCGGGGUCUGCAGCCGGAUGUGACGGUUGGUCCGGCAGCGAAGUUUGCCAUUUCCCGCUUGUUGCUUGGGAUCACUACCGUGAUUUGGUUUUGCAUUGGUCUCAGUUAAAACAAUUCCCACAGGCAUGGCUGCAGGUUCGUCAGGUUCAUUUAAGAAAGGAUGACAGUGGGACUGUAGGGUCUUUGCGGCCUAUUGCAGUUGAAAGCAUUUUUCUUCGGUUGGUCUCCUCAUCUUAUGUGAGGACCCCACAGGUUCAGGAAUGGAUUGCGUCUCGGGUCCCCGAGCAGUGCCAUGGAGGCUUGAAAUCCCGGGGGGUUGCCACGGCAUGGAGGCAACUCAAUGAAGCGUUUGAAAACCAGGAAGUUCUUGCUUCUUUAGAUUUCUCCAAAUGUUUUGAUUUUGUCCACCCAGGUUUGGCCAUUGAAAACAUGCAACUGCAAGGGUUGCCAGAUGAGUGGGCUAACAUUUUGAUGUUUGUAUGGGGUCAUCAAGUGCGAUGGCUGUGCUUGGGGAAAGCUGUGCACCCAACGCCGGAGCAUGUCCAGACCUCCAUGCCGCAAGGUGAUGCCUUUGCACCUCUGGCUCUUAUCAUGUUGCUCAUUAGGCCCCUUCAUGAUGUGUCUUCCAUUCCAGACUUGCGUCAGGUUGCAUACGUUGAUGAUCGCGCUUUGAGCGCGCCUAAUGUUCCACGUUUAAUUGCUGGCAUCCAUAGAUGGCGCAGCUGGAGUGCCACUUUGGGUCUCCAUGAAAACGUUCAAAAAAUGCGUUUAGUUGCCUGCACUGCGCAACAAAAGCAAGAGAUCAAUGACGCAGGGUUUGGUGAGUAUCUCCGACCGGCCACUCGGGUCUUAGGUAUUGACUUUAAGGAAAGUGACCUUAUUGUUUCCCCUGUUCUUGAAAACCGUUUGCAAGAAGCAGUGUUUGCCGCUCACCGUUUGCAGAAAUUGCCGGUUGCCCGCGAUAUCAGGAUGUCUUUGUACAGGUCCAGAAUCAUUUCACUCGCCACCUGGGGCGCUUGGUUUGAACGAUUGCCGCAGUCACAGUUGCCUUCGCUUCGAAAGGCAUGGCAUGCCAUUUCCUAUCUGCAAGGUAACGCUUCGAGACCUCUUUUCAACCUGCUUGUAGGUCAUAUGUAUCAUGCUGAGUUUUGGGCCACCAUGUCUUCCAUUCGGACCAUGCGCCAAGUUCGUGCCCCUUGGCGAAGGAUGCCACGACCUGGAGGCUGGCAGAGUUUCAUUUGCGCACGCAUGCGAGAGCUGAACUGGGAAUUUCGCGGUCCAUGGAUGUUUGCACAUGAGGAUUUGGGUCAUGUCGAUUUAUCCAAUCCAGAUGAAGCUGUUGUGAAACUCACCGAGCACAAGGUGAGAGAAAGUUGGCGCCGAGUGCAAUUUGCCCUUUGGAAAAAGCAGAACCGCCGUGAUAGGCAUUAUUUGCUUGAUGUGCCGUAUGAGGAAAGUCGUGUUUCCGAUGCCCGCAAGUUGUUCUCUCUCACGUGUGAUAGUCAUCAGAGGGCCGUAAUGCUUGGUUCUGCGCAUUCCACGGCAUGUUAUGAUAAGAUGCGUGGACACGAAGUGAGGGAACAAUGUCCCUUUUGCGGUGAGCAAAUCCCACCUGUCUGGGAACAUCUCUCCUGGCAUUGCUCCGCCGAACAGUUGUCUUCCGGCCGCCCUGAGGUCCCUGAAGAUGAAUUGCAAAAUCGUCUUGCUUGGCCCACACGUGGGUGUGAUGCAUAUGAUAGAGCGGUUCUUCACCACAUGGCCCGGACGUUCAUAGCUGCACAAUGUGCACUGGAUAAGCUCAGAAGCAAUCAUGAAGGACACAUUCUGUUCGUGGCACCUUCCAUUGCCCUUGGCCUCUACUUCGUGCGGUGGCUCGCUCAGAGCCCUCCAAGCCAUGGGAAGCUUCAUAUGUUGUUGAGGCGCAUUGUGUUGAUGGAACAUCCAUACCAACAUUUUUUGAGCUUGCACGUUGACGGUGACCGCUUGGGUUGGACGACCUUGCCCGAUAGCAAGAUGCGAUUUCUCUUGACCAUCAUCGAUGAAGCACAUGAUAUUUUCUGUACAGAUGGGAACCGCACUUUUCUGGAAGAGAAGAUUGAGGCACCACGAGAAGUGCUGUUUUUGUCGAGCGUAUCCCAAAACUCAUUUGGUGCAGUGGACUUUCCACCAGCCAAAAAGAUCACAAUGACCCAAGUGGUGCGCAGUACGCAGAGGAUCGUGGCUGGGGCAGCUGCAUUUCAAGCAAGUGCGGCAGAAAAAGAUCAGAUCGGCUCAUUAUGCCCAGCUGGGCCCCCUCUGAAGGCUUUCCUCUUUGAGUCUGAUGGACAGCUUUACGAAAACUAUGCCGAACACACUGUAUCUGCAUUAUUUUUUGUCAUGUGCAUCUACGCUGGACUCAGUUUGCACAAGCGCCUGGCGCUUUUGGUUCCCAACCCUGACUUUCUGGAGGAGUUCCGAGAUGCGUUGCAAAGACAUUUCUUGACGGCACACCUUGCAGGGCGAAACUUCAAGCUGAUAUCGUUUACUGAGUCGCUACGCAUGCUCCCAAACGUCAAAGCGAAGCAGGCCACACAUGCAGACAAUGCAGAGAUGAUAUUGCUGGACACAGUGGAGAAUGCAAAGGGACUGGAGUCACUCAUCGUGGUGUGCAUUGGUCUUGAUCAAAGAGUUGCUGACCAAAGUGCAAAUCAGGUUGGACGUUCCAUUAUUUAUCAGGCUAUCACUCGGGCGCAGCUUCAGGCAGUGAUUGUGAACCAGCUCCUCCGAGGAGGUUGGCUGGAAUUCUUGGGGGUCACAAAAUUCAAAAGUGAUACCUUCAAUGAAUCCACAGCCAUGGCCGAGACCACCACUGCUGCUGCUGAAGCCUUGACGAAAGUGCAGCUGCCAUCGAAGUUGGCCGUUCAGGCCUCGCAGGAAGAUUCAUUGACAAGAGAGGAUGCCAGGGUCCAAAGAGAUCCUCUGAAGCCAGAUGCUGUGCCACCUUCAAAGCCAAUGUUGGAAGAAGGUCAAGACCCCACAACUGCACCUGAGGCGGGUGACAAGCCCGGUGACAAGUUGGUCGUGGAGAUCAAGGGUUCAUCUGUGUGGGACGCCGAUGUCAUUGACAUCAAGGAGCCGAUCUCACAGCUGCAGUUUGACCCUCGAUCACCCACGGGAAAAGCUGAGGAAGAGGUAGCAUCCUUGGAGGCUGAAGAAGUCCGAGAAGCCCGAGAAGCCCAAGAAGCUGCCGAUGCAGAGGAAGCUGCAGAAUGCGACAACAACAUCCUCCUGGCGGCCAGCCGCGGUCACCUCGGGGGGAUCCGCCACAUCCUGCGGACGGUGCCCGGCGCCGUGGCUGCGAAGAACAGAGCUGGCGACACCGCGCUGCACUGGGCGGCGCGCCACGACGGCCGCGCGGAGAUCUGCCGGGUGCUGCUGGCGGCAAGGGCCGAGGUCGACGCCAGGAGCGACAGCGGUCGCACCCCGCUGCACUAUGCGGCGUACUGGGGCCAAGUGGAGGCAGUGAAGCUGCUCGUCGAGGCGAAAGCUUCCGUGACUGUGAAAGACAGCGAAGGCAACACUCCGUUGGACGAUGCAAGAAGGAAAGGCCACGACGAGAUUGUAACAAUGUUGAAGCGCGCAGAAUCGGGAGCGCGCAGCCUGAAGCUACAAUGAAAAUUGGCAUUGAACGGCUCCGCAAUUGUGUGAUCUUCUGGAUUGAUGUUGAUGUUGGGCCUGUGGGGCCUUCCAUGUUUCACACACGCAGAAUGGAUACCAAAAUGCACAAAACUGUGUAUGAACGCGAUGCGAAAACUACAGUGCGUAGAGGUGACUGUCUUGCAAGAGUUUGCGCAAUGGACAG